GCCGCCUUUAAGUACCGCGUUCGCCGUCUCGGUUACUACCCGCUCUGUCGCCGAGGGACCUGCUGCAGCCGGGUCGGAGUGGAGGCGGCGCGGCAUGAAGCGGCGCAGGCCCGCUCCGUAGCACCGUCGGGACGGUCCGGGCGGGGCCGGGGGGGAAGGAUUGGAUGGUGAGAAAAGGAAAGACUCCUAUGAGAAGAGACCAGGAUGAGCAAAGGGAGCUAUGCUUGAAGUUGAGUCACUUGAAAAAAGAUCUCUUUGAAUGUGGAAGAGAUCUGAGCAGAUGAAAAUACAAUCAGGAAAAUGCAACAUGGCAGCAGCAAUGGAAACAGAACAGCUGGGUGUUGAGAUCUUUGAAACUGCAGAGUGUGAGGAGAAUAUUGAAUCACAGGAUCACCCUAAAUUGGAGCCAUUUUAUGUUGAGCGAUAUUCCUGGAGUCAGCUUAAAAAGCUGCUUGCUGAUACCAGAAAAUAUCAUGGCUACAUGAUGGCUAAGGCACCACAUGACUUUAUGUUUGUGAAGAGGAAUGAUCCAGAUGGGCCUCAUUCACACAGGAUCUAUUACCUUGCUAUGUCUGGUGAAAACAGAGAAAAUACACUGUUUUACUCUGAAAUUCCCAAAACCAUCAACAGAGCAGCAGUCUUAAUGCUUUCUUGGAAGCCUCUCUUGGAUCUCUUUCAGGCAGCACUGGACUAUGGGAUGUAUUCUCGAGAAGAAGAACUGUUAAGAGAAAGAAAACGCAUUGGAACAGUUGGAAUUGCUUCUUAUGAUUAUCACCAAGAAAGUGGAACAUUUCUAUUUCAAGCUGGUAGUGGAAUUUAUCAUGUAAAAGAUGGAGGGCCACAAGGAUUUACUCAACAACCGAUACGGCCCAAUUUAGUGGAGACUAGUUGUCCCAACAUUCGGAUGGAUCCCAAAUUAUGCCCAGCUGAUCCAGACUGGAUUGCUUUUAUACAUAGCAAUGAUAUUUGGAUAUCCAACAUUGUAACCAGAGAAGAAAGGAGGCUCACCUAUGCGCACAAUGAGCUAGCCAACAUGGAAGAGGAUCCCAGGUCAGCUGGAGUUGCUACCUUUGUUCUUCAAGAAGAAUUUGAUAGAUAUUCUGGCUAUUGGUGGUGUCCAGAAGCUGAAACAACUCCCAGUGGCAGCAAAAUUCUUAGAAUUCUGUAUGAGGAAAAUGAUGAAUCUGAGGUGGAAAUUAUUCAUGUUACGUCCCCUAUGUUGGAAACAAGGAGGGCAGAUUCAUUCCGUUAUCCUAAAACAGGCACAGCAAAUCCAAAAGUCACUUUUAAGAUGUCAGAAAUAAUGAUUGAUGCUGAAGGAAGGAUUAUAGAUGUCAUAGAUAAGGAACUAAUUCAGCCUUUUGAGAUUCUGUUUGAAGGAGUUGAAUAUAUUGCCAGAGCUGGAUGGACUCCAGAGGGAAAAUAUGCUUGGUCCAUCCUACUAGAUCGCUCCCAAACUCGCCUACAGAUAGUGUUGAUCUCGCCUGAAUUAUUUAUCCCAGUAGAAGAUGAUGCCAUGGAGAGACAGAGACUCAUCGAGUCAGUACCUGACUCUGUGACACCACUGAUUAUCUAUGAAGAAACAACAGAUAUCUGGAUAAAUAUCCAUGACAUCUUUCAUGUUUUUCCUCAAAGUCAUGAAGAUGAAAUUGAAUUUAUUUUUGCCUCUGAAUGCAAAACAGGUUUUCGUCACUUAUAUAAAAUCACAUCCAUUUUAAAAGAGAGCAAAUACAGACGAUCCAGUGGUGGGCUGCCUGCCCCAAGUGAUUUCAAGUGUCCUGUCAAAGAGGAAAUAGCAAUUACCAGUGGUGAAUGGGAAGUUCUUGGCCGGCAUGGAUCUAAUAUCCAAGUUGAUGAAGUCAGAAAGCUGGUAUAUUUUGAAGGCACCAAAGACUCGCCUUUAGAACAUCAUCUGUACGUGGCCAGUUAUGUAAAUCCUGGAGAGGUGACAAGGUUGACUGACCGUGGCUAUUCCCACUCUUGCUGCCUCAGCCGGUAUUGUGACUUCUUUAUAAGUAAGUAUAGUAACCAGAAGAAUCCACAUUGCGUGUCCCUUUACAAGCUAUCAAGUCCUGAAGAUAACCCAACUCGAAAAACAAAGGAAUUUUGGGCCACCAUUCUGGAUUCAGCAGGUCCUCUUCCUGACUAUACACCUCCAGAAAUUUUCUCUUUUGAAAGUACUACUGGAUUUACAUUGUAUGGGAUGCUGUACAAACCUCAUGAUCUACAACCUGGAAAGAAAUACCCCACUGUGUUAUUCAUAUAUGGUGGUCCUCAGGUGCAGUUGGUGAAUAAUCGGUUUAAAGGAGUCAAGUAUUUCCGCCUGAAUACCCUGGCCUCUCUGGGUUAUGUGGUUGUAGUGAUAGACAACAGGGGAUCCUGUCACCGAGGGCUUAAAUUUGAAGGCGCCUUUAAAUAUAAAAUGGGUCAAAUAGAGAUUGACGACCAGGUGGAAGGACUCCAGUAUCUAGCUUCUCAAUAUGAUUUCAUUGACUUAGAUCGUGUGGGCAUUCAUGGCUGGUCCUAUGGAGGAUACCUCUCCCUGAUGGCCUUAAUGCAGAGGUCAGAUAUCUUCAGGGUUGCUGUUGCUGGGGCCCCAGUCACUCUGUGGAUCUUCUAUGAUACAGGCUACACAGAACGUUACAUGGGUCAUCCUGACCAGAAUGAACAGGGCUAUUACUUAGGAUCUGUGGCCAUGCAAGCAGAAAAGUUUCCCUCUGAACCAAAUCGUUUACUGCUCUUACAUGGAUUCUUGGAUGAGAAUGUCCAUUUUGCACACACCAGUAUAUUACUGAGUUUUUUAGUGAGGGCUGGAAAGCCAUAUGAUUUACAGAUUUAUCCUCAGGAGAGACACAGCAUAAGAGUUCCUGAAUCUGGAGAACAUUAUGAACUGCAUCUUUUGCACUACCUUCAAGAAAACCUUGGAUCACGUAUUGCUGCUCUGAAAGUGAUAUAAUUUUGACCUGUGUAGAACUCUGGUAUACACUGGCUCUUUAACCAAAUGAGGAGGUUUAAUCAGUAGAGAACGUAGAAUUGAUCAUACAUUUUGGUACCUGCCAUAUAACAUCUACUUCUGAAAAUGUUUGGUGCCAUGCAGUCAUUUACAGCUAUGGUUAAAAAUCUAAUACCUUAAGCAUACACACACAAAAUUGAAUGACACCUAUUUCUAAGGCACCCAGCAAUACCAUGAGAAUUACUGAAAGAAAUAAAACCUUAGCACCAUGUAUCCAUACCACCUUAUUUUCACUUUUUAAUAGCAUUAUAAACCUCAUGAACUUAAUUAGUGUAUUUUGACAGUAUACUUCUGAGUUUGUUAAAAUAUGAUGGUAUUAGUGAUUGGUUGGUUCAGUUCCAGAAACUCUGACUAGUUACAGAUUUGGUAGCACUUAAAUGUAAUUGAAUAGCUUAUGCUUCAUUGCUUGGGAUGCAUCCAGCAUGUUAUGAACUAAUCACUAUUAAACCUACGGCUUGACCAGUCAUUUAUGAUUUUCAAGGAUUACUUAGUGACCUCCUAAAGACACUUAUUUUGUUUCAUUCAAGCUCUGACCAGAUUUUAGCCAAUUAAAGCUAUUCAGUAUAAAUAGUUCUCUUGGAUGAUAUGACAGAGUGGGUUUCUCCUUUCACAUAAAGGCAAGUAACUGUAUAUGUAGCAUGGAUUUAAUUAGUCUUAUAAUAUUGAUAAUUACAGGCAGAACAUUUUUAAUCAAAUGAUUAGAGCUUAAAUAUUUGCAGGCGAUUUACUUUAGGAAAAGGAAGAAGUACAUAUUCACUUGUAUUCUUCAGAAAAUUUAGUGGUGCCAGUUUCCAUUUGGGUAUUUUCUUAUUAAAAUGUUCCAGAGUUUUAGGGGAAUGAGAAUCGUGGUGGGGUGGGGGAAAUAGGGUGUGGAGAGUGACAGGGAGAGCAGAAGGUGAGGAUUUGCUUAAGAACUAAGUAGGAAUAUAAUUUGGCCAAAAAUACUCAUGAAAAAGUUUGGAAGUGAAAUUUAAACUCCUAGAAUGUUAGUUACAGAAGUCAGAAUUAAGUGACUCUCUUGCCAAUACAUUUAAAGACUAACAGGGAAGAAAAGUUCCUUAGAGUUACCUUUAUAAUUUAAUUCUAAUUUUUGUUCUUGAUUUUGGAAACCUUACAAAUUCAAGCUUUCUUUAUCCUUUUUCAGAUUCUUUGAGCAUAAUUUAGAUACUGUGAGCUUAAAAUGAAGAGGUUUCCUGACAGCCUCUUUACCACAAGCUGAUCCUCAGGAAGCAUGGCUCUCUUCUUCAGUGUUCAAAGCAUAUAAGCAAUUGUGUUGAAGGGCCAUGACAUUCCCUGGUAUAGCCCUGGCACUUGACUAUUAUGGGAGCUCAGAGGCUUUCAGGUGCUGAUUAGGAUCUGUCCUCUUAGAAACUUGGGGUGCUAGAUGUGAGUCUCAUUGGAGCUAGUGGCAGAGAAGGCACCUAGGAGUUUGGCCCUUUUUAAUCACAAGCCCUGGUGUUUGGAACAUGUUACCAGUACUUUUAAACACUUCAAGAAAAAUUUCUCUUUUUCAUUCUCACCACUACAGAUAGUAGAUUAUUCUUCCAGAGAGAGCGCAGCCUCCAUUAGUAAGAUGGUUAUUAUGCGUCAGAGGUGGGAGGAAGUCCAGAAAUGGCAGGGUGACCUGGUGGUUCUGUCCUUGGGAAAGGGAUUGGGUUUUGCCCUUUGUUUAUUUAUGUUGUAUAAGAGGUACCACAGUUUUCUUCAUUGUCUGUAUAUGUAUUGAUUUUCUUGUUUAUAUUUUCCCAUUCAAAGAUUUGUUUAUAUUUUUUUCAAUGUUAAAUUAAAUUGAUUUGGGUAA
This is a messenger RNA of Manis pentadactyla (Chinese pangolin), 4814 nucleotides long. RefSeq names its product dipeptidyl peptidase 8 (gene DPP8). Gene Ontology annotation, molecular function: dipeptidyl-peptidase activity; serine-type peptidase activity. Bases 260 to 2956 code for a protein of 898 amino acids. The record is from RefSeq and is a predicted model, not a curated record. The transcript is spliced from 21 exons. Lineage: Eukaryota; Metazoa; Chordata; Mammalia; Pholidota; Manidae. Gene Ontology annotation, biological process: proteolysis.